Messenger RNA from Pseudogymnoascus verrucosus, 1107 nucleotides. RefSeq lists its product as uncharacterized. The record is from RefSeq and is a predicted model, not a curated record. The transcript has 4 exons. Gene Ontology annotation, molecular function: protein binding. Bases 1 to 1107 code for a protein of 368 amino acids. NCBI's taxonomy places the organism in Eukaryota, Fungi, Ascomycota, Leotiomycetes, Thelebolales, Thelebolaceae.
AUGUCGCCACAGAUGAUUUGGAAUAGGAUAUUCAACGAUGUUUUAUUUAAAAUCGAAGCGCCAAAGCCACUAUAUAUUAUUAUCGACGCUCUCGACGAGGCCGAUUCGAUUAGUACGAUCGUGGGAUUCUUCCAGAAUAUUGAAAGGUCUCGCAUGCCCGUCCGGCUACUAGUUACCAGUCGAAAAUUACCAGAUAUUACUACAGCCUUUGACCGCAUUGCUCCAGCGUCGUUACUUACUAGGUUGUCAUUAUCUGAUAAUUUAGACGACAUCAGAUUAUGUGCAGAGAGCGAGAUGGAAUAUAUGCAUGGCAGUUUGAAAUUCCGACAAGAAGUCCUCGAAGCAAUAAUCAGCCGUGCUGAAGGGAACUUCCUAUGGGUAACUCUCGCUAUCAAAGAGGUCCUACAGUGCCACAGUCUAGAGGACAUAUCACAAGUUCUCGAGGAAAUGCCAUCUGGCAUGGAGUCCGGGGCUGAGACGAAUGCAUAUGUAAACACACCUACGACUAUGGCAUUUAAUACAGAUGCUACCUUAAUGGCAAUUGGAUACCGUGGCUCUGCAUUGGAAGUGUGGGAUAUGGUUGACGUUGGUCCUAACGCAGGCUGGACUGGUGUUAUUAGAGCUGUCUGGCAUCCGAGUGGAGAAAUUCUGCUUGGAAUCUAUACUGACGGCACUGUCUUUAAAUGGAAUCCAGUUGAAGAAAGUGACCACCAAGAGUUAGAAGCCGACAUAUACUAUUGUCCAUCAGAGAUCCAGUGUAGCCCAGAUGGCGUUCUUUUUCUAUUAAGUGACCAGGACGGUUCUGUUAGACUCUACAGCUACGAGCAUUUCUCAUUGCUAUAUAAACUCUCCGCCGAGGAUGUCAUUACAGACCUCUGUUUCGGCAUGGAUAGCAGGCGCUUUUAUGACCUUCGUGGGUCAUACUGCAACAUAUGGGAGCCGAGUGCGCUUGUUAGACUUCCCUACUCAGAUUAUGGCAGCAGCAAAAGCGACCCUGAAUCUAUGAGUGUAGUCAUUUCGAACCAUCCUUCUGAAGAAUUUGUGGAUGCGCCAGUGCAAAUUACUGCUCUUGCCGCGAGACCGCUCGGUGGCUUAUUCUGCCCAUGA